AUGUCUCCAACAGGUAACAACAUCUCCACUAACUUAGGCCCAGUAAAUCCCCAUCUCAGUCGCUCAUACAAGGAAGCUAGCACAAGCCAGUGGCAACUAUACGCCCUCUUCCAGACAUUCUUGGAGGACAGACCAGCCGAUGCCAUUCGUGCCGUUCAAGAACGCCACCUUCUCAUUUCCUGGGACCUCAAGGCCAUCCAUUACUUGAGGACAUGCCUGAGGACAUGGAUUGAGGGCAAGGUCCCCGGCGACGCCAUUGGUGCAUUCCUCGUGACAGUCUUGUACGAACAAGACUUUCAUCUGGAUUACUUACUGACCACGAUGGUCCGGGAUGGACACACCCAGCUACACAUCGCCCGUCGUCUGUUGGCAUUCUACCAAAUCCGAGACGAAGCAGGCGCCCCAAUCUGGGAUAAUGUCACCAUCUAUCCCGAAGACACUGACCAGAAUCCACCAGCUAUUCAGAGAAAGAGUGUCGCUGGAAGCUCCACUAUUACCAGGAAGGAUCCUCCACCUCGCAUCCCUACACCACCGCCUGCUGAUCCGAGAUGGCCCCUCUUCAUGGGUGCACUUAGCGACCCGGAGCUUGAAAACCUCAUGGGCAUGUUAGACGACAAUCGGCAUCUAGACGAAGAUCUGCCCCCGUUGUUCGCUGGUGUGAGUGAGGAAGAUUUUCCCACCAUCCAGGCAUUCCGGAGAUUCAACCUCCACAAGAAUGAUUCCUCAGAGGACCUUCCUCUGCCUGAGUCUAGGGCCGAUAGAGUUGAAGAUUUCUCGAAGCAGACUGACAUAUCGCAGGAUAAGCCCCUCCCUUCUCUUCCUGUGAUUACUAGGAAGCCUCUCCCAACCCUAUCCACUGACAGGGCUAUUUCCCGUAAAGCCCUCCCCCUCCCACCCCUUUCACAUCCCUCGAGUCCAAAUCCCUCGUCUGUGCGUGUGUCGACUUUCAUGUCAGAGAAGAAGCUUAAAGUCCGAUGGGCCGACUGUGUGCCAGGCGAACGUGCUAACAUUGAACAGGGAAGUGAUGAGACUGGCCUGCGUUCGUCUGCGGCAGCUUGUCCAGGGCCUUCCGUUAACGUCAAUCAACCACAUGCUCCAGGUUCCUCUGACAAUGUUUAUGCUCAUGUUCAUUAUAGUCCUCCCCCGGCUCCUCCUAAGCUUAAGAAGAAGGCGGGAGUCGAGGACUUGCGCCAGGCUCGAGAGCGUGAUGAGAGAACAACUGGAGAUGUUGAGGUGAUAUAUUAG
This is a messenger RNA of Penicillium crustosum, 1245 nucleotides long. RefSeq lists its product as uncharacterized. The transcript has a single exon. Lineage: Eukaryota; Fungi; Ascomycota; Eurotiomycetes; Eurotiales; Aspergillaceae. The record is from RefSeq and is a predicted model, not a curated record. Bases 1 to 1245 code for a protein of 414 amino acids.